This is a messenger RNA of Gongylonema pulchrum, 857 nucleotides long. NCBI's taxonomy places the organism in Eukaryota, Metazoa, Nematoda, Chromadorea, Rhabditida, Gongylonematidae. The record is from the annotation of a GenBank genome assembly.
AUGCAGGGCUUAUGCUUCAAAUGUUUAACAAAAGGACACCGAGCAAAGGAGUGCUCCAAGAAAAUACGUUAUUAUCGAUGUCAAAAGCAUCACAAUGUAAUUUUUUGCAAUUCUAAGCAGCAGGAAAGAAAGAAGAAUGCUGGAAGAAUUCGUCGAGCACCGAAAUCAAGCGAUAGCGGGCUGGUCAAAGAAGCUGAUGGGAAGAAAUCCGACACAGCGAUGGUCUCCACGGCGUUUCAAAGAGAAUUCAGUGACGCCAAAGGGAGAAGCAAGGCAACAGCUCUGUUGCUGUGCAAGGAGGUAAUAAUCACAAAUCCAAAUGAUCCGCAGCAGACACAGAAAGUGACAGCAUUUGUCGACGUCGACAGCCAGAGAAGCUUUAUUUCUAAGGAUGAUGUCGACAGACUGGGACUGCAAAAGAAGCAAACGGAAGCAAUCUCUGUACUGGGAUUUGCUGCAAGAAAGCCUGCGGCAUUUCACACCUCCAGUGUCACGUUUGAUCUGUUGUUGAAUAGCGGCUGUGCUAAGAAGAUUACCGCCAAUACAAUGGCGUUUUUGACAAAAAGACUGCAAGCCGCCGAAAUUGAUGAGGAAAAUAUGAAGCAUCUCCAUGGGGCAUAUGAAAAUGUUCUAAACGUGCCAACAGUUUGGCAAGAGCCGAAGUUGACAAGUGGAUCCGAUCAUUAUUCCGAUUUCAUUAAACCAGCAACAAAAUUGAAAUCCGGAUUUCAUCUCACUGAUUCGACAGUGGGAAUCACGAUGGCCAGUAGAGGCGAAACUAGCAACAGAAAUCACCAAAAAACAGCUGUCGUUGUACAGCCGGCAUUGGCCGACGAUGUUGAUCGCUUUUGGUAGUC